CGCUCUGGCCGUCCGUGCUGUGCUUCCUGGUUGACGCUCCUCGAUUGAACGCUCAGCUGAGCAGAAACUCGUCCAACAUGGCUGGCCAGGAAGACCCGGUGCAAAGAGAGAUCCACCAAGAUUGGGCAAAUCGAGAGUAUAUCGAAGUAAUUACGAGCAGCAUUAAAAAAAUCGCUGACUUCCUCAACUCAUUCGAUAUGUCGUGUCGAUCCCGCCUGGCCACCCUCAAUGAGAAGCUCACAGCUUUGGAGAGGAGGAUUGAAUACAUUGAGGCCAGGGUGACGAAAGGAGAGACCUUGACCUAGAAGACAUUAUGGGAAUGAAUAGUUUCCCAGAGCUACCUGUCCAUCCCCCUCCCUGAGUUUUGGAAUAAGUGUGAUGGAUUCCACCCUCCUUUUCAUGGGACCAUGUGGACCAUUUUUAUAUUUCAUGGAUGAGUUUUGUGUUGUUCUAUCUCAUGACACUUUUGUAUAGAAGAUAUGGGUUUGUCUUUGGUGUUAGUAACUCAAGAAGCAUCAAUGUGAUUAAAACUAAAAGAAUUAGCUCCCAAAGUGUUGGUCU
Molecule: messenger RNA, 561 nt
Organism: Anoplopoma fimbria (sablefish)
Lineage: Eukaryota; Metazoa; Chordata; Actinopteri; Perciformes; Anoplopomatidae
Gene: brk1
Product: BRICK1 subunit of SCAR/WAVE actin nucleating complex
Exons: 3
Coding region: 78-305 (75 amino acids)
Biological process (GO): actin filament organization; cell motility; regulation of actin polymerization or depolymerization
Cellular component (GO): SCAR complex
Molecular function (GO): protein-containing complex binding
Source: RefSeq, a predicted model, not a curated record